AUGGGAAAGAUAAUAUUUUAUGAAGACAGAAACUUCCAAGGGCGCUCUCAUGAGUGCAACAGCGACUGUGCUGACCUCCACUCAUACUUCAACAGAUGCAACUCCAUCAGAGUGGAGAGCGGCUCCUUCAUAAUCUAUGAGAGGCCCAACUUCAUGGGCAACCAGUACUACCUGCGGAGAGGGGAUUACUCGGAUAACCAGCGUGUGAUUGGAAUCAGCGACUGUGUACGAUCCUGCAAGCUGAUCCCACAGCACCGAGGUUCCUACAGGAUGAGGCUUUACGAACGCCCCGACAUGGCCGGUCAGAUGCACGAACUGGUGGACGACUGCCCAAACAUCCAGGACCACCUCAACACGUCUGACUUCAACUCCUGUAACGUAAUGGAUGGCCACUGGCUGCUGUACGAACAACCCAACUACAAGGGUCGUAUGUACUACCUGAAGCCAGGGGAGUACAGGAAAUACAGUGACUGGGGAGGAACCAGCCCCAAAAUCGGCUCCCUCAGAAGAAUCACGGAUUACAACUAA
Molecule: messenger RNA, 528 nt
Organism: Cheilinus undulatus (humphead wrasse)
Lineage: Eukaryota; Metazoa; Chordata; Actinopteri; Labriformes; Labridae
Product: gamma-crystallin M2-like
Exons: 3
Coding region: 1-528 (175 amino acids)
Biological process (GO): lens development in camera-type eye; visual perception
Molecular function (GO): structural constituent of eye lens
Source: RefSeq, a predicted model, not a curated record